Messenger RNA from Symbiodinium natans, 594 nucleotides. The record is from the annotation of a GenBank genome assembly. Lineage: Eukaryota; Dinophyceae; Suessiales; Symbiodiniaceae.
AUGGCUCCUCAGCCACGGAAAUGCCUGCUCAGGCCACGAGUUGGAGCCUUACUACUUCUUUGUGGCCAUGUGGCGGCUGAUCGCGAUCACUCCUGGUCCUCGGCAGAAGUGGAAGCCUUUGAGGAUGCUUCUCUGAUGCGUAUUCAGCUCCUUCAGCUCCAGUUUGACUUGGAGAAGGCGCCCAACGACCAGGACCCCAGCAUUGUGGUGGUGCCCCCUCGGCCACACAAAUUCCCUGCAGAUGAGACGAUAAGGAUAGAGGAGCAGGCUGUUAUUCCAACAAGCGCAUUCCUCCUCGGCGCAGUGCUCCUAGUGACUGGACACCGCAUGCCAGGCAUGCUUGCAACAUAUUUCGCGGGGCAGUCGAGCUUUGCCCUCUACAUGAAGCUCGUGCUUUCCGAAGAGACCGUCUCAAGAGAGCUGAAACUUGAGAGGAUGCCAGCUGCCUUUUUGGUGACUGCCAUCCAACGGUCGUGGCUUUCUUGUCCCUUGGUUUGGGAAUGGCCUUGCUGUAUUCUCGCCCUACCGCUACAUUUCCCAGGGCUCUCAAAGCUGAGAAGCUACUUGCGGUCCUUCUCUUUUCCGCAGCCGUAG